AUGAAGCUGCUGGUGGACACCGAGGCGGGGCGCGUGCUGUUCGCCGAGGCCGGCAAGGACGUCGUGGACUUCCUCUUCUCACUCCUCGUCCUGCCCGUCGGCACCGCCGUCAAGCUGCUCGGGCCGGACUCAAUGAAGCUCGACGGCUCCUACGUCCUGCCCGGGGCGAACACCGAUGCGCUCCUACGCCCCGCCGUGCCCUCGCCGGCGGCGGCCCCCAGCAUCUCCCUGUCCCUCCUCGGCCUGCCGAGCCCGUCGCCGGCUUUCUUCAGGUGCGGCUAUUGCCACAGCCCCGGCUACGUGACGGAGGUGAGAGGCGCCAAGUGCCCCAGAUGUGGCAACCAUAUGGCGGACGCGAUCCAGUGCGUGCGGCCCGAUUCCGGCGGCUCCGGGCAGGCCGCCGCCGGAGGGGCGAAAGGGUUCGUGCAGGGCGUGGUGACGUACACGGGGAUGGACAACCUCGCCGUGACCCCCAUGUCCACCAUCUCCAGCAUCACCCUGCUCAACACCUUCGCCGUCAGGGGCCUCAGCGCGCUCCAGGAGAAGACCGUGCGGAUCGGCUACAAGGAGGGUUUGGCGAUUCUCAAGGCGGCGCUGCAGUCCAAGACCGUCCUCACCGACGUCUUCCUCGCCGGAUGCAAGACAGGCCCGGUGUACGACUGA
This is a messenger RNA of Triticum aestivum (bread wheat), 663 nucleotides long. RefSeq lists its product as uncharacterized. Lineage: Eukaryota; Viridiplantae; Streptophyta; Magnoliopsida; Poales; Poaceae. The transcript has 3 exons. The record is from RefSeq and is a predicted model, not a curated record. Bases 1 to 663 code for a protein of 220 amino acids.